GUACUGUAACUCUUAUCUGACCAGUCAGUGAGGAAGAAGGACGCAGUGGAGUCCGUCUCCCUUCCAGCAUCAUCAGUCUUCAGCACCAUCACUUCUUUAGGACUUUAACCACACGAAACUGGAUUCUGUUGUCGCCCGUCUACUGACAUUUCACAUCUGAUAUCAGGUACUCUGUCGUGCAUCAGUAGUUGUGUUGCUUUUAAACGCCUCAGUAAACGGGAUGGGGGUCGCGGAGGUUCGGGCGUUGGUUUGCGAUGUUCCCGUUAGUCUCCAGCAGCAGCAGCAGCAGGCCCGCCGGCUGCUGCCAUGGAGAUUAGCGUGCUAACACGGAGAAGCUAGCUGUCUGUCCGGACAUUGUUGCAGUCACUGAGACGAUUAAAUACAUUUUUGACAUUUAAAAAGCUAAUACAAAAGGAUAGCAUACAUUAAAGCAAUUUACAUCAAAUUGCAAACUUAUGACAGAGGAAAACAAGGUUUAAAACAGAACAAUAGCUGGUUUUCCGUUAAGUAUCAUGGUGGGUGGAGUGGGAUUGGAGCAUUUCUGUUGUCCGAUUGUUAUUGACAGACGACGCUGAAUAAGAUACCAGUUUAUAAAAGUGGUAAUACAAACAGUCACAUUGUUAUUCAUACAAAGGCUGAUAUGUUUCUUGAAACGUAAACUGCCCCGUUUUAUUGUAGUCUUCUGUUAAAACUGCUUUUGUUUCUUUUCGUUAUGAUUUUUGAUACCUUAUUGAUUGAUAGGUUGACAAUUAUAGUAUAUCCCAGGGAUUCAUAGCAACCAAUGAUUGUUUGAUAGAAGUGGUGUAAUUUUGGACUUAAAAAAAAUCACUCAGUCAUUGACGUGGUGGAAAAAAAAACAGAUAAGGAGCUCAUUGUUACCAACAGCCGUCCUAGUUUCACAUGUUAGCAGUGUGACAGGCCCUGAGGUACUGUGUAAAAGCUGCUCUAGAGGUCCAAACAGACUGUUGGAAUAAAUCUAUCAGUGGAAAGGCUAACUCAUUUUAGGAAACAGCUUAACUGCCAAAAGACAGUGAUAUAAUAGAAAGCCCUUCAGUUGUUGUAUACAUGUCUAUUACUCUGUUACAAUUAGUACUACCAGUGGAUAGCCCACUUUUUUCAUAUCUCACUUUUUUCUCUUAGGAUGUUUAGUAUAUUUAGUCUGUAUUGUACAUACCUCUUCUUAUAUUUUAUUUUAUGUUUUUAUUGCUGCUGUAACAUGGGAAUUUCCCAGUUUGGGAUCAAUAAAGUCUAUCUAUCUAUCUAUCUAUUGACGAAUCUUUUAUGAAGUGAUGUGGACCAUCGUGUUGGUGUGAAGGUAUUUUGUUUUUUUUUUAGGUUGGACAUGAAGCAGAGUAAUGUGCAGUGCAAAAUAUGUCAAAUACAUGUUCUCACAAAGUCGGGGUAUACGUCAAAUCUUUUCACCACCUGAAGUAGUGCCAUGCGGUGGAGCACACACAAUGCAAAGAGUUACAAACCCUAGGCGGAGCAAGGAGCCUAUGGUGCCUGUGCAGCUGAAACAGCCAGUCUGCUUUCUCUAGCGCAACGCCUCACGACAAAACACCGAAGAGACACAAAGACCUCACUGAUGAAGUAGCUUAUUGUAUCGCAAAAGACAUGCUACCAAUAAGCACUGUUAAAUUUCAUUUCUAUCUUGUGAUAUCUAUCGAUUGAUAUGAAAAAAAUAUAUCAUUAUUAACUUUUUCCCAUAUCACCCAGCCCUAGGUAGAGAAAUUAAUAAAAUGAACUACCAUUAGCCGUACAGCUUCUGAAAGGAAAUAAAGAGAGUUAGGAGUUCUAACACUGUUAAACAACACGUUAUUGUCUUACUACAGGAUGUCUGACAAGAGCGAGCUCAAGGCUGAACUGGAGAGGAAGAAACAACGGAUUGCCCAGAUUCGAGAGGAAAAGAAGAGAAAAGAAGAAGAGAAGAAGAAAAAGGAUGUGAGUCUCAGAAAUGUUUGCUUUCACACAUGUAGGACUUGCUGGGUGGCAGCCUUGUUUGAACCUUUUUUCUGCUCUGCAGGGAGACUCCAAGCGUGGCACCGAGGCGGGCGUUGGGUCUUCUGCUGGCCAUGAAGACUCUGAUCUGGAGAGGAAGAGGAGGGAGGCAGAGGCUCUGCUGCAGAGUGUUGGCAUCAACCCUGACAUGCCCCAUGGUAAACUCAUUAUCUAAGCAUGCUUAUUCUACCUUAAACCCUCCACCCUCACUUAUUUCCCAUCGUUUUCUGGUGGUUUGCUUGAAUGAUUUGCUGUGUUAUUAAAGUGAGCUCUAACUUUGCAAUCUGGCUCGAUUUCUGUCACUACCUUCACCCCCAACGUCACUCAAUAUCUGAACAUUUGACAUAACUUUUGUGCAUGACACCUAAACCUGCCUGCCAUUUAUUUUCAUUCUCUCUUCUCUCCCCCUUUGUGUGUCUUUUUUAUUUUUUGUGUGUCUCCCUUACCGCAUGCAAACUCAUUCACACUCGCUCCCCCACUCAUUCACACUCUCGCCAUACCUUUUCCCCACCCUCACCCACUCCCACUCCCACUCGCUCACCCAUUCAUCCACUUACACGCUCACAAACACGCACACAUGCACUUACAGCUCAGCCCCUCAGGGUAGUAACAGAAGAUACGUGUCUGUUUCACUACCUAGUCCCCGCCCCCAUGUCUCCCUCCAACAAAUCAGUGGGCAGCGAUGCAGGAAGCCAAGAUUCUGGGGACGGAAACGCAGGACCAAGGUCUGUGUGAGUGUGUGGAGCGGAGAGAGAGAUGGGGUUUGGUUGUUUCUGGUCAUUUUUACGUGAUGUCGGCUUGUACCUGCAUGCCAAGUCUGUUUGUGUUGACAUGGUGAAAAUACUUGAUGAAUUCUAACAUGUCUCUUCUUUGCCUUCUCAUCGGCACGCUGAUGUUUCUCAAUUUAACACGCACUCCGUUCUCCUUCUUCUUCUUCUCUCUGUCUUUCUUCUUCUUCUCUGUUUUCGGUCUUUUCCCAUCUUUAACAUCUCUUAAACGGGCUCCCGUCCUUUGCAUUGACUUUCAUCCUCUUGUCCUCCCUUUUCUCUCUGUCCGUCCUGUCUUUCUCUAACUAACACCGUCUGGUGGUUUGGCUGUAUAAGGACAUUGCAUUGGGAUCCUGACCCCUCUACUCUGCAACUCCACUCCGACUCUGAGCUCAUGGGGUACUGCUCCUCCUCUCUCCUUUAGCUUGUCCUUCAGCUUUGUUCAGUUUUUGUGGUUUCAUCUUAGACUCGUCUAAAUGUGGUACUAUUUUGUCUGUUAAAUCAUUGUUUAUGUUGGUACAUAAAAUCUGAAGUGACUUCUCUUCCUGUUGCAAACCUAUGUAUGUGUGCUUAUUCCUUUUUUAAUGUCCACUUCAUGGUGUUUGUGUGUAGACGAGGAGCAGUUAGACUGGGCAUGUCUAAAAUGACCCAGGUGGACUUUGUCCCAAGAGAGUUGGUGUCUUAUUCCAAAGAAACGCAGACACCCACCGAGACGCAGACACACGUCGAGCAAAAACCAGGUAAACAAAUAUGAACUCAAAUAUGUUUUCCAAAUUCUUUUAAUUAGAAGUGGGUAAAAAUUGAUUUAAAUCUGUGUUUGUUUCAGAAGAAGAAGAGGAUGAAGAGGUAGCUGCUCCCCCUCCAGCAGAGGAAACUCAGGAGGAGAAAGAUGAACAGGGAGAACAGCAGGAGGAUGGUAAGAGCAAAUAAAGAAAAAUGUUGUCUUUUCGCCUCAAUUGAUUAAACUUUACAAAUGUCUGUCUUUCCAAAAGUGCAUGAUCAGAAAGCAAUAUAUCACGAGUAUUCUCCCACUCAUAUUGACUUUCUCGCGCACAGACACCCCUAAAGAGCUGACAGAGGAAGAGAAGCUGCAGGUCCUGCACUCUGAGGAGUUCUUGUCGUUUUUCGAGCGAGGCAGCAGAAUUGUGGAGCGAGCUCUGGCCGAGCAGGUGGAUGUUUGCUUUGAUUACAGUGGCAGAGAUCUCGAGGAUAAAGAGGGGUAAGCGACUUAUGAAAGAAUAAAUGGAAUUGCUCCAGUGUAAGGUUAAAAAAGUCACAUGGUGUAGGAAAUGCAGGGUUGAUAAUAACAUUGUUUUUUUUGUCUGUCGUGUCCAGUGACCUGCAGGCUGGUGCAAAGCUGGUGCUGAACAGGCAGUUUGCAGAUGAGCACUGGACCAAAAACAGAGUAGUCACUUGCCUUGACUGGUCUCCUCAGGUGGGUUAAACUCAGACACAAUUUAAACGAAAGAUUUGUAAUUAAAAAAAGAACUCAGAACCUGUGCUUAAAGACCCACUCCGAUGAAAAUCACGUUUUCCUUGUUGUCUACAUGUUUAUAUGACAUUUUUCUGAUGCUACAGGACAUAUAAUGAGAAAACUAAGCACAAAAUUGGAUUUCUGAGUAUCUCUCAAUUCAAAUCACUGUAAAUCUCUGGCAGACCCAAACAGCUUUUAAUUGAAUUAUUGACGUGAACGUGUACCCCUCCCCAAAACUAAAGGCAUGUGGGUCUUUUCAGCGGCACUGUUUCCGACCCCGUACAACUGUCCACGACAACAGCAGGUCCGUGCCAUAUGUCACAAUUAGCUACAACUGCUGCUGGGCACUUACGAGCAAGAAGAUGGAGCAUCAUACAGCGUUGUUUUUGUUGUACAUGAUGUACGCACUACUUUUUCUGCAGAUGAGAUGCACGCUACUCCUCUUCUCUGGUGUUUUUUUUCCAUGAUUAUGGGGCCGUGGCGCACACUCACAUGCAUUGUCCGAUCAUACUCUGACUACGCUGGUUGCAUGGUAGAGAAAAUCGGAUUCCAAUCGCAUUAUCUGGGUGUCUUAAUCGGAGUUCUCUGACUCCUAUAGCAGUUCUCAAACUCUGAUUAUAGUCAGACUAAUGUGUUUAUGCACUUCCUUUGUCCCGUCCUAAUUCGAGUAAGGCAAUAAUUCGGUUUUCUUGAGUGUCAUGUAAACGUACUGACUGAGAUUUCAUACAUCACAAAUCCAAGCUCCGCCCCCAGAACCCCGCUGCGCAGGCCACACUCAUAGAAAAAGAGAAGACAAUCAUGGAACAAGUGUGUGCGUUAGCGGAUUGCAAUGCUUGUAAGAAAGUUAAUUAUGAUAUUAGCUUUCAUCAUUUUACUAAAGACAUUAGUGUUAAAGAGUUGAAGAGCUCCUACUUUACCAGCUACUUCUACUACACUGGCAAUGUUAGGCUACAAACAAGCAUGAAGGGGAGUGUGCAAAGAAGCGCGACUCAGAGGCAAAUUGCUAAUGAUCUACUGGAGCCCUGCUGAAGACAAGCCCUUAAAAAUGACACAGGGAACUAGAUUUUGGCUGAAAACAUCAUAAUCACAAUGAAAAGACCACUGAUAACAUUUUAAGUAGUAAAAAAAAAAACAAUCGGAGUGGGACUUUAAAAUCUUUCCUCACCACACAAAUUGUAUACGGUUAUAAUGGGCUUCUCUUUUGCUCCUAGUACCCAGAGCUGCUCGUGGCCUCAUAUAACAACAAUGAAGAUGCUCCCCAUGAGCCUGAUGGAGUGGCUCUGGUCUGGAACAUGAAGUACAAGAAAGACACACCUGAGUACAUCUUUCACUGCCAGGUAGGGAUGAAAUUCACAUGAUAGCCUACAAACUACAGGCAUGUCAUCUUAAAAUUUGUUCAUCUUUCUGCAGUCAAGUACAGAGACAGAAUCAGCUGAAUUUUAAUUGUUUGGUUUUUCCUCCAGUCAGAAGUGAUGUCUGCUGGGUUUGCUAAGUUCCACCCUAACCUGGUGGUGGGUGGGACAUACUCAGGACAGAUUGUCUUAUGGGACAACAGGAGCAACAAGCGCACCCCUGUUCAGAGAACUCCCCUGUCUGCAGCUGCACACACUGUAAUGCACUUGACAUAUUAACAUAGACUCAGAAUAAAUGACUCUUCUUGCUUAGCUAAUCUUGUUAAACCCUUUUGACUUUUCUUUCUUUUGUUUUCAGCACCCAGUCUAUUGUGUGAAUGUCGUCGGGACCCAGAAUGCUAACAACCUGAUUAGCAUUUCCACGGAUGGUAAAAUGUGCUCCUGGAGCCUCGACAUGCUCUCCCAGCCACAGGUACUUGAACUUCUCGAGGUGGAUUUUAAGAGACACGGUCUUGAAUAUCACCUGGUUUGUCAGAGUCUGAGUCUGUGUGCGUCUCGUCCCUGCAGGACAGUCUGGAGCUGGUGUUCAAACAGAGCAAGGCUGUGGCUGUCACCUCCAUGGCCUUCCCUCUUGGAGACGUCAACAAUUUCGUGGUGGGGAGUGAAGAUGGCUCCGUCUACACUGCCUGUCGCCACGGGAGGUUAGUGUGUUUGACCUUGGCGCUCAUUAGCAUCUGAUGGUGCCUCUUUUACCAAGUGGUUUGGUUUGGCUCUUGGCGUUUCACACAGAAAGCAUGUUGACUGUGUGUAACUUCCUUGAUUUUUGGUGUGCGUGUUAGCAGAUGAGGCAGGAGAAGCACGUUUUACCUGAUUUUUUUUCCUGCAAGCCAAAUGGAUCUUGGCCAGAAAAACACUAAAAUGCUAUGGCUGUACUUCUUCAAAGCAAAAGCCCUGUAUGUUAAGUCUCCCCUUGAGACUCUUCUUGUUUUCACACAAUGCGUUUACUCUGAAACUGUGUCCAGUACAGCUCUUUGGUAAAAGAAGUAACCUGCAAAGCUGUGUACAUUAUUAAAUCACAUUACUGGAACUGUUUCAUCCUCUAUGAUUUCCCAAUCUUUGUAGCCAUCUUUGUACUCCCACCCUGCUCAGCUGGUGUCUGUGUAUGAGUUAAAGGGAUAUUCCGGCGUAAAAUUAACUUUGGGUCAAACACACCAUAACACAGAGUAAGAGACGAGUGUUGUCGACUGCUUGCUUCUGCUUGCAAACCUCAACCAAAAAACCAUUCUAUAGCCACAAUCACCUCGUCACGGCUUCCCUCACAAACAAGCGGCUGCUGGAAGAGAGUAGGUGAAUUGUGUUUAGUCUCUUUGCUAAAGAAAUCAGGCAAAACUAAAAAGAUGUUUGGUGGCUAGUACUAUGGCUGGGACCCUACAUGUACUGUUGAUGAAGUUAGGUGCUGUUCUGAGUGUUAUUUGUCGCUAUAGAGUGGCGUUUUGGUUGAGGUGUGCGCAUGGAGACAUAGACUGUGUAUUGCUAUUAUGCGGUCGUUACUAAAGUUGGUAUAACUAGAGAAGCAAGCAGUCGGCAACACUCAUCUCUCGAGGGGGUGUCUAACUUGGUGUUAUGGUGUUUUGACCCCAAGUUAAUUUUACGCUGGAAUAUCCCUUUAAGCACCUGUUCAAAAACUGCCAUCAGCUGUUUGACACCCUGUUGCAUUUUCUAAAAUAAAAAACUGAAUCAUAAUUCAUCAAAGUACGUAAGAGUACCGAUCAGUGCAACUCGUUAGGAGAGAGUUAAUUCAGCUUAGUCGAUCUCUCCUGCUCCCUCCUCUUCCAGAUCAUCCCAGUUUAGGAUUGAUUGUAACAUCUUACCUCAGCAAGGUUUAUUAAUGAUUCACCAGGAUGUCAAAGAAAGAGUGUGACAUAAAGCUAAGAGUAGAAAUUCACACAGUUGUGGUCAUGCGUGUUUUACAGUAAGGCCGGCAUCACUGAGGUGUUCGAAGGCCAUCACGGUCCAGUAACUGGGCUGAGCUGCCACAGUUCUGGAGGACCUGUUGACUUCUCCCACCUCUUCAUCUCCUCCUCUUUUGACUGGACUGUGAAACUCUGGAGCACCAAGGUGAGACAUCUAAUGCCUCACAAAAUACACUGAAUUUGUAAAUGCCCUUAAAGUGAGGAAUCAAUGAUUUUAUUCUUCCAUUUGUCUUUUCAGAGUACCCGUCCUUUGUACUCAUUUGAGGACAGCUGUGACUAUGUCUACGACGCCAUGUGGUCCCCUACACACCCUGCUCUGUUUGCCUGUGUGGACCUUGCUGGACGCCUGGACCUGUGGAACCUCAACAAUGAUACUGAAGUAUGCACAAUAAGACUUGAACAGUACCUCUUAAAAAGACGGUUCAGCAUUUCAGGAAACAUGCGUGUGCUCUUAUGAAAGUUUAUCUGAAUGUCAUCCACGCCUCAGGAGACAUUUAGUUUAGCAUACAAAAUGAAACCACAGAAAACAACCAUUCUGACAUUUUAAAGGUUGAAAACAUGUCCUUGUACCACCCCUAAACUUUGUAUGGGUCAUUCACAUACACUUCCAAAUACCAGUGUUUUCGUUGACGAUGAUGAAAAUAGUUCAUCAACGUCAUCGUCAACGAAAACAACACUGCAGAAUAUAUGUUUAGCGUUUGACUGACGAAAUGCUCAUGAAUUUUGCAACUCUGUUCGUCGUCCACCACUAACGUUUUCGUCUAGUCUUGUCUCGUCACAUUGUAGUCAUCCAAGACUUGUGUUGAGCUCUUCAAUGUCACGUCUUCUUCGUGGAAAAAAAAGGGGCAAACAACACUUCCAAAUACCCAACAAAUGCUGCUUUAUGUUUCAGGUUCCUACCGCCAGUGUGAGCGUGGAGGGAGCUCCAGCUUUGAACCGUGUGAGAUGGGCUCACUCAGGCAAAGAAAUCGCCACCGGGGACUCAGACGGACAGGUGCAGGUCUAUGACGUUGGAGAGGUGAGAUGUCAUCAAACCCUGAUAUAAGAUUAAACUCCUGAGAGCAUGUUUUUAUUCAGCAGGUUUUAGGUUUUUGACAUACUAAUGGGUGUUUCUGUCCCUUCUAUAGCAAAUCUGCGUGCCCAAGGCUGAUGAGUGGACACGCUUCGUCAGGACGCUGGCAGAGAUUAAUGAGAACAGGGAUGAAGCUGAGGAACUGGCUAACGUCUGAUUUGAAAAAACCCCGCACUGACAACAGCUUUUCAAUUCCUCCCUAAUACACCUAAUAGCACACUACACCAUACUGGCUUCCAGCUUUUCCACCAACUACGACAUGAUUUGGCCUGAGGAGAUGUGCAGAGCUAGAAGGGACAGAAAGACAGUUUUGGAGCUUUAGAAGUGUUUUUAAAUGUGUCUUAAGGAGUUUUAGAGUAUGUGUAGGAACAAUGAAUGUCACGUGUAGCAGUAGUUUUACAAAAUAACGGUCAAGUUGCUUCAGUGGGAUACAAGGGAAGUGGUUUUUCAGCACAGAUGUGGCUGUCCACUCUAAACUUCUAGCUUUGAUAACAUCCUCAGGGCUCCAGAAACUGCUCUUCUCCUGAGGCCUCAACCAACUCAACCCUUUUUUAAAAUAUGCAAACCUUUGUACCUGCACCUUUUUAUUACCAUUUAAGUGUUUUUACAUGUUUUAAUAUUUUCCAGACAUGCUUUUGCAUCUCGUCAGGGAAGUUUUUUCAACCAAGCGGCAAGAGAAAAAGCUGACAUAUCAGUAUCCUCAGCAGCACUUAACUACUACAACAGCUGGUGUGCUCACACAUGCACACUCUGGCCUGCGCAGGAGUGUGUCAAUCUUGUAUUUUAACCACUACAAUAUUUAAUAUUUAUUCUGGUGGUUACACUUAUUUAAAUAUUUUAUGUAUUGUUAAAAAGUUGCUGCUUUGUACUAGGAGCUUGAGUAGUACAUUCCUUAAACUAGCUCUACAAGCGUUUUUACCGGGCAAAAUCGGAUCAUAUACUUGCCCUGAGUUUAUUGACACUAGUACAGUUAAAAAGUGGUGUUUUUCUGUACCAAAGGAUAUUGUUUUAUACUCUGUAACUGUGUAAUAUUUAGUAGAGAACACUUUCCUGACUCGUCCUCUUUAGAGGAUCUAAAUAAAGUACAUGAAGUUUUAAAAAGGAGAUGUAAAGUUGGGGUUAAAAACCGUUUGAUCACAAAACAUGGGUUAUGUUUUUUUGCUUAUCCAUCCAGUUCAUCAUUCCAGGAUGCAGCAGUUCAAAGUGUCAGCAUCGAAAACGCUUCUCUUAAAUGCUUCAAAAUGUACUGUAGCCGCCAUGUUUGAUAAAACAUGAAGAUCAGAUCUCUGCUUGGACUUUUCUUUGUAUUGUACUUUUUCCUGUCACUCUUCCUCUCACAGUCAAUGGUUGCACUUGCCAUUGGAAUAAAACUCUAGACAUAUUGUUAAAAUUAAAACCAUAUGGAUGAUUUAUUUCAAUAAAAUACAAUGACUGAAUUUAGAUACAUUUAAUUUAUUAACCUAAUUCUCUGCUCAUGAUUCUUGUUUCACCAAGAAAACACUGACUUGAAAAGUUCUGUACAUCAGUAAGAGUGAUUCUUGGAAAGCAGGACUGAAGGCCCCGCGUUACCAUAGCAUGACAGUUACUGAACGUUACAACGCUUUGUCAUGUAACUUUUGUUUCACUGCUUUCUGUUUAUGUACUCUCCGUACAGUUAUACAAUAUGUACAGUAUAUAGCCUCUUGUCUGAGGACUGAGCAAGAGUGAAGCCCCACACACGCACACACGCACACACACCGUGCCGACCAGUCUAAUAUAAUCUAUGCCCAUCGUCCGAUACGAGAAGUCAAACUGAGUAUCAGACAGAAAAGAAAUUAAAAUCAUAUGCGCUACUCAUGAAACAAAGAGAGAAGAGCAGAGGCUUCACUCUUUACAAAUGCUGGAGAAAAACAAACAAUAAAGUUCCCAGGAGCGUACAGCCACUGGAGAUACGACAGUCUGGUCCCGUCCCUGUCUGCUUACUCACAUCCACAGCUGGUUUGGGACCAGUGCAGAACACCUUCACCCUGCAGCUGCAGUUGUUUGUUCCUAACUUAAGGGCCCUCUACUUGUGGAGUGUAUUUUAGUUUGUGCGUGUUUUGCUUUUUUUUUUUCCUUUGUGUGUGUAUCUAUCCUAGUGUCUGGCUCCUGUUAAAGGAAAAUAGGGAUGGCAAAGUGAUAUGGAGCUUGGGAUCUCUACGGGGCUUGAGCCGGCGUGGCAGUGACUGGCUCAGGGGGAUGGAUGGAGACCACACCGGAAGACUUGAAUUUUGGAAGAUGGAGACCGAAUUUGUUCUCCACUCCGGCAAAGGUGGCUGCAGCCAGGCGGUAGCCUCCGACGUGGUCAGCAUUGAUGGGAGGAAGCUCUGAGAUACGGGACUUGGGCGUGGGGUCGGAUCCUGAUGGACGG
This is a messenger RNA of Xyrichtys novacula (pearly razorfish), 11025 nucleotides long. Lineage: Eukaryota; Metazoa; Chordata; Actinopteri; Labriformes; Labridae. The record is from the annotation of a GenBank genome assembly.